Molecule: messenger RNA, 2080 nt
Organism: Cryptococcus deneoformans JEC21
Lineage: Eukaryota; Fungi; Basidiomycota; Tremellomycetes; Tremellales; Cryptococcaceae
Exons: 6
Coding region: 69-1622 (517 amino acids)
Source: RefSeq, a predicted model, not a curated record
UAUUUUACACUUCUUCACGAUACAUUCAUUUACUCGACAAUCGCUUCGUCACACUCUGAAUUUGAAACAUGUCAUCCAUAUCAUUCAAUAUAUCAGUGGUUCGACUUCAGCUCCGCGAGGCUUGUAAGGGUCGCGAGAAAAGAGACGACGAAUCGCAGAAGAGAAAGAACGCCAAUAAUUGGAUUGUAGAUUGGAAAGGAGGAGACCUCUCGGAUGCCAGCAUCGAAAACAGGAGAAACAGGUGGAUAAAGGAUAAAUGUCACGGUACUCUGCAACAAAUGGACUUCGUGGCCGGCGUCCUAGAGUAUAUGACAGUACUUGAGCGUCUGAAGAAUCAGUCAGGCUGUACCCCAUCGUCGUUUCCCUUCUAUGGUCCCCUCUUCAGUCCUCCCUCUCUUGAGGAAUUGCAGUUCCGCGGCAAAAGCAUCUCUGCCAAUCCUUCUUCAUUUCUCGUAGAACCUGUUUUAGUCGUACAUCCUCUUUUUUAUCCUGAAAUGGUUCUCGACAAAUGCCCAAAGGCCGGCUGCCAGUCAACGGUCAAACGUAAGGGAUGGAAACCUUUUCGGAGCGUUUAUGGGGUGGAUCAUAACAUCAAAGUCGUCAGCCUUCAAUAUAUUUGCGCAGAGCAUGGGGUUUAUUCGCCAUCUGCAGAUACUUAUUGGGAGGGAUGUAUGCCGUGGGAGCAAGGUCUUUUACCUCAUUUCCUUGCCAAAACUGCGGUGACGAGGGAGCUCUACGACCUCAUUGCGGAGGUACGACCCAAAAGCUCAGUGAAUCAGCUUGUGGAAAAUAUACACCAGCUACAUAUACUGUACAGCAGACGACUUGAAACCCGGUUCUAUGCCGCAGCUCUUCGCGAGCGAACUCGGAUGUCAUUCUUCAACCAAUCGGCUACACCUUUCCCUAUGAUGCUCCAACGAGCCGAGAUCAAGAAGGAUGAUGGACCACCUGCUGUAAGAACUGGCGUCUCCGAAGAUAAUAUCACCGAAUUGAGCGGAAACACCUCGACCGGAACAAGCGGAAACGACAAUGAAAUCGCCAUUAACCCGAGUCCUUCUUUUGACACUGUACGAGCAUGCUAUGAAGACUUUGUGGCGAGGCAGCGCAAGCAUGAAAGCUCGCAGUACAUCCGUACUUUGUCAGGUCUUAUCGCCGCCGUUGACGCGACCAUGAAGGUUGCAAACAAAGCUUCAGUAUAUUCGCGUACAAACAAUGGCAAGAUGCAGGUUGUAAACCCGUUCGCUGGAGGCUUGCUUACAGGAGUGAAUGAAGAUAAAGAAUUAGUGUUUUGGGAAUUUCUCCCAAAUAACUCUCCUGCAGAAAUGCAAGGACCACUUCUCGAAUUUGCUGAAAGAUGUCAUCUGCUUGGUCAAAAUUUCAGUGAGCUUGGCGAAGUCGUCGUUGACCGUUGCUGUGACUUCCGUCGUCGCAUUCACGAGGCGUUACCCGAGGUGUCUGUUGUUCAAGACUUCUAUCAUGUCAAGGAACGAAUUAUGCGGACUUUGCCAGCCAAUUCCGAUCACCGCCAUGCGCUUUCUACAGGUUUGCCCAAGCGAUCGUGUCUUCAUGGGCAAAUAAAAAAGGCAGCCCAGCUCAAUAUCGGCCAAUUGCGGAGCAGUUGACUAGAAUGGAUGAUUUGAGAAGCCAUUUCAUGUCCACACCCAUCGCCACUCUGAUAUUCAGGUCGACUUUCGAUAUUCAGGUCAAACAUGUCAGGGGCGGCUGCCUGCAACGUCGUCAUCCUCAUUUACCCUCUCACACCAGUGGUAAUGAGAACUGGCACAAGCGUCUCGGAGAUUUGGUUCGAGGCAAGGCAUCCAGCUUGACAACGAUUCAGGAUCUACUAGCGGACGGUAUCUUGCGGUACAAUGUGAAGGUUGACAUUUACAAUCUCUCACAACCUGCUGAUUCACCAUCACGACAGUUCCGUUCUGCCCUAGCUAGUUCCCAUCAUGUAUUUGUCAUGAAUCACCUUUUGCGUCAAAGGAGGCCUUAUAUGGGGUGCCGCAACCAUUACUUCUGGAUGUUGCACCUCAUCAUCGUUUUGGUUUAGUUCCCAGACAGCCACCAGGAGAGUUUG